Molecule: messenger RNA, 8653 nt
Organism: Microplitis mediator
Lineage: Eukaryota; Metazoa; Arthropoda; Insecta; Hymenoptera; Braconidae
Gene: enok
Product: histone acetyltransferase KAT6B
Exons: 6
Coding region: 390-8252 (2620 amino acids)
Biological process (GO): nucleosome assembly; regulation of DNA-templated transcription
Cellular component (GO): MOZ/MORF histone acetyltransferase complex; nucleosome
Molecular function (GO): DNA binding; histone acetyltransferase activity
Source: RefSeq, a predicted model, not a curated record
GCUUUGUUGAUUUGUGAAAUGUGACGCCUGUGUACCUCGGUAGUAGUUUACGGUGCGUCGAAGUUAUUAAUCUGUGAUCAGUGUUAACCAUAAAUACAGAUUAAAUAAGUGGUGAUUUAUAAAAUUUGAAUUAUUUUAAGUGUCAAUAAUACAUAUUCUGGAUUACAUAUGACAAUUAAUAAGCAAACCUCAGUAAAUAAACAAGUAAGAAGCAGGUGUAAUUCAAUUAUCGGGACAUAAUGUGAAUGCCCAUGUGAUGCGCUCUCGUAAUAUCGGGAGGAUAAAUAAAAACAAUUUAGUAAUAAGUUUUAUUUGUUUAUUAGUAAUAAGUGUUUUAAAUAUCAGCAGUAGAAGAAGUAAAACUUUAUUUCCAUUAUAAUAAUAAAAUAAUGGGUGAAACGGAGUCGGAUGACACUUGGUCGGCAUGGUUUCUUGAUGCAAUACGUAAAAUACGUAGUCAAAAACAGCGACCAAGUGUUGAAAGAAUUUGUCACGCGAUAAGACAACAUCACAAUUACCAUGAGGAAGAAAUCGGGGAGCACUUGGAAAAAGCCGUAAAACGCGGAGUCGUACUCAAGAUAUUCAACAAAGGCCAGUCCUCGUACAAAGAUCCCGGGGGACUGCAGUCCAAGCCGCUGAAGGUGUCAAAGACCACGGACCUGAGUAAAGUACUGGGCAAAGCCGUCCGCGAAUUAGGAGAAAGAGACGGCUCGACUCUAAAGAGCAUCGAGAAGUACGUGAGGCAGAGUCAUACCGUCGAAGAAGAGGCCGAUGGUGAUCUGAGGACUUCCUUGAGGUUAUCGGCAAAGCGAGCGGUCGAUCGCGGUCUCGUUAUCCAGGAUGGCAGACUGUUCAGGCAACCGGAUCGGCCUCCGGUUAAGAAGAUCGAGAAGAUCGACGAGCCCUCAAAGCAUCCAGCAGCUCUGCCAAUUUGCCGGGAGUGUUUGGGAACAACGGCCGCGGGGAACAACAACAACACGAACACUAAGAAAAAUCAGCCGGACAGACUCAGUAAAUGUGUAGUGUGUGGUGCUGCGUUGCAUUACUCAUGUGCACCAGCUGAAAUAGCGAUUUUGGUUGAUCGAGGUACCACGUGGUGUUGCGACGACUGUGCUUCUGUUUGUGCCGGUUGUGAGUUAGAACGGGACUCGCAGAACUAUUUGAUUAAAUGUGCAAACUGUCCCAAGUGUUAUCAUCCAACGUGCCUUGACCCGGCACUGGAUAAAAAAAGUAAAGCGCCGUGGAGGUGUCGGCACUGUCAGACGUUACACCAUCGGACUGAUGAUCAUACACCCAAACGUAGUAAUAAAAAUAAUAAUAAUAAUAACAAUAAUAAUAAUCAGCACCAGCAAUCACCGCAGCAUCAAACGCCUCAGCCAAUAGAACGUCAACAAGCAUCGCCGCAGCUUAAACUCCAAGAUCUCCAGGGGUCUCAGGACGAGAGCUCGCCGAUUAGUGCAAGGAAGAGACUCAACAAAAUACGCGAGAACCGCAAAUCAGCGGCGUCGCGUAAGAAGAGCCCAGCAACUCCCGGACGUAAAUCUGGUAUUGUCGUCGAAGGAGUUGAUAGUGGAGGAGUUGGAAAUGGAAAGGAGUUUAGUGUUAAAGAAGGAAGAGGAAUUGUUGGAGCUGGAAGUUGCGGAGCGGUGUCACAGGUGGACAGCAGCUCGGACGGUAAUGCGGGUGUUGUCUCCCUUCGUCAACCCUCUACCCAAAAUCCUUUAUCCCAACCGCAGUUACCAUCGGUACCACAAUCACCUUCACACAUCCAAUCACCCUCAAUCGCGGGCCAGGGUAGGCUGCUCGAGGAGAAGAGCGAUAGGAUAUCUAAAGAGAAACAAAAGUUCUUUAGGUCGAGUGCGUUCAAUGCGGAUCACAGUAAAUUGAAACGGGCAAGUGGAGGUACUGGAGCUGGAGCUAAUGGAUCUAGUGCGACUGCUACUGGAACUGGAACUGGAACUGGGGCUGCUAGCACUGGUACCUCUGAUAAAUCUAGGUCAGCUACAUCAGCAUCAGUUACAGUGACAGCGACAGCAACAACGACAGUAUCAAGUCCCAAGUCAAUUAAAUCAAAUGAUCAGCGAAAAACAAAUGACUCUCCGCGUAAAAUAAAUGAAAGCACGCGGAGUAAAAAUCAAACUAAAAAAAUAAUUACGCAUGCAAACAAUAAAAAUAGUAGACAAAUUACCAACAAUAAGACCGCUGUCAUAAACAAUAAAAAUACGAGGAGUAAAAACUCACCGGCAAUCAGCAAAAGUACGCGGAAAAAUAACGAGAGUCCGCGUAAAGUUAACAGACGACUGCCGGUGGUGUCUAGCAGCGAGUCCAGUGAAACUUCCAGCAGCGAGGAAAGCUCAGCCAGUAGCUCAGAUGACGAGGAUGCAAGUUCGAGUGACUCUAGUGACUCGACGUCUUCGGAAGAGAGUCUUCCUGCUAAAAAGCCAUUGACGUCAGCGAAAAAACCCACGGGUUUCACUUGUGAGACCAGCGAGAGUCCUUGGGGAUUCGCUGCUGCCGCGGCAAAGCUGAAUGUCGACGCCCCUUUAUUCAGCAGCAUCAAUAAUACUUUUGGCGCGAGUCUGCCCAAGUUGGAUCUGGGCGAGAAACCGACAUUUGGUCUCCACAUUCAGCCGGCAGCGAGUCCGGUUGGAGGUAAAAAGAAGUCCAGUAGUAAUUCGAAUGUUAUUACGCCUACGACUGGGAGCACAAUGGCCUUGGAGAAGGUGCGACCGGGUGUUGGACAAUUGAAAGGACUUUAUGAUGGUCUCAGUCAUUUUUUCCUUGCGCCGGGUAAUAGUCGUGUCAGGACAGGUGAUAAAGCUCCUAAUUAUGCACCAGAUCGUAGAAAAAGAUCUCAUGCAGCAGUCGAAGAUUCUGAUAAAGAUAAAGAUAAAGAGAAGGAGAAGGACAAAGAGAAAGAAAAAGAGAAAGAGAAGGAAAAGGAUAAAAUAAAACAGGCUAAAGUUGAAAGACGACGAAAGUCCAAAGAGGAACGUAACAAAGACGAGUCAAUAAAAGAAUUAAAUGAAAUAACGGAUUCAAAAAGUGAUAAAGACACUAAAAUGACACCGUCGAAUCUCGUUAAAACGGCGGUAAAUUCAAAGCGUCAUGAACAAAGCCGACGGCGAACAAUGAAUGCCGUUAAAUGCGCGGACUCGUCAGUCGCGUCGAAAGAGACGAGGAAAAAAGACUGCCACCCUGAGCUCAACUCCAAUUCUCACUCAUCAUCAUCAUCGUUAUCAUCAUCCUCAUCAUUAUUGCAGCAUCAACAGCAACAGCAGGCUGAUGAGUCAAAGUCAAAUCCUGGCCACUCAAAAUCCUCCCAACCACGAGCCUGUACUAGCGCCAACACCACCAACACCACCACGACACCCCGCGCGACACCCUGCUCCACCAGGAAGGAGGAAGCGAUGACGAUACAAAAUCUUCCGUCAGGAGUAACGCAGAAGGACCUUGAGUUAUUCAAGGAAGCGCGGGAGCAAGCGAACCGUUUGACGGCUACGGAAAAUGAGUCCGAGCAGUCGACGAGUCCCGGAGGGACUGGACCAGGUGUGGGAACACGUAAUCCAGCGGCGAUUGUCUUCGGACGGUUCGAAGUCGAGACCUGGUACUCGAGUCCGUUUCCUCAGGAGUAUGCGCGGCUACCAAAAUUAUUUUUCUGUGAGUUUUGUCUCAAGUACACCAAGAGUCGGGCGGUGCUGGAUCGGCAUAUGGAUAAAUGUCAGUGGAGGCAUCCGCCUGCUACGGAAAUUUAUCGCUGCAAUGAUCUUUCAGUUUUUGAGAUUGAUGGCAACGUCAACAAAAUUUACUGUCAGAAUCUUUGUCUGCUAGCAAAAUUAUUUCUUGAUCACAAAACUCUUUACUAUGACGUCGAGCCGUUUCUCUUUUACGCGGUAACUAAAAAUGAUAAAUUCGGAUGUCAUUUAGUCGGAUAUUUUUCAAAAGAAAAACAUUGUCCGGCUCAACGGUACAACGUCUCCUGUAUAAUGACACUGCCGCAGUAUCAACGUCAGGGCUUCGGUAGAUUUCUCAUCGAGUUCAGUUACCUGCUGUCAAAAGUCGAAGGUAUCCCGGGAACACCAGAAAAACCGCUGUCUGAUCUAGGCCGGGUGUCUUAUCACUCGUUCUGGAAGAGCGUCGUCCUCGAGCAUCUUGACGCGCAUCGCGAUGCCAAGGAAAUAAAACUCGGUGACAUUACGAAAGAGACUGGAGUAUCAGCUCACGAUAUCGCGACGGCGCUGCAGCUUCUGGGGUUCGUGAGGACCCUGGACAAGGCAGUAAAUGACGUGUCCAAGGGUAAGAUCGCCGUGGUGGUGGACUGGAGUAAAGUCGACACGCAUAUGGUGAAAGUUAAGAAAAGUUCGCGCAUUUCACUGGACCCUGAUUGCUUGAGAUGGAUCCCGUUGCUGACUCAGAUUCCUAAUCCCUAUCAAAGUCCCGAGGAGUUGAGCGAAGUCAGUCCGGAAGCGUCCCCGGAAAUUUCUCCGAAACCUGUCACUGCGAUGGUGGAGAAGAUCCAGAAGGUCAAGAUUAAAAAACGACCAAGGGGUCGCCGUAUUGGAGUCAGAAGGUCGGGUAUCAAAGCCCGCAGUCCUCUGAAGUCCCCGAAGGUCAAGGAAAUUGAUAAAGAGGAUAAGGAGAAAGAGAAGGAGAAGGAGAAGGAAAAAGAAAAGGAAAAGGAUGACAAGGAAAAGGAGAAGGAUAAAGACAGUGGUAAUAUUGCGGACAUUGAAGACGAAGAGAAUCCAGCGGCAGUUGUAGCGGAAACAACAAAAACACCUAGAAAUUCACGCAAUAGUAUUAUGAACAAGAGUAUUCCGAUAACAAACACACCCAAGAUGUCAACUCCGGUAUCAAUAAGUCGUCGGAGGAUACGAACUCCUAAAACAGUAGUGGACAUUCCGUUGAGCACAACCCCGUCGAGGAAACGGAAACAUUCCGAAAAGACUGAGGAUGAGGAUAAGGAUAAAGAAAAAGAAAAGGAGAAGGAGAAGGAAAAGGAAAAGGAAAAGGAAAAGGACAAAGAUAAGAAACCUGUUGAGGGUACGGUAAGUGCGAGAAAACGUGCGCGCGAGGCUAAAGAAAAAAUUAUCAAGGAGAAGGAGAAGGAGAAAGAAAAGGAGGAGAAGGAGAAGGAAAAGGAAAAGGAAAAAGAGAAAGAGAGAGAGAAAGCUAAAGUAGAAGAGGCUGAUAAGAAGAGUUUAGUAAAAUCAAUGGAGAGGGCGACGAAGCAGAGCAAAUUGGAUGAUAUUUUGAUGAAGGUCACGAGUCGGCAGACUAAAAGUUUGCUGGCGAAAGAGAAGAAGGAAAAGAAACUUGAAGAAAAGGAAAAGGAGAAAGAGAAAGAGAAGGAGAAGGAGAAGGUGGUGGAGUGUAAUGGCAAAGAUGAGGGCAAGAUUAAUGAAAGGAACUUGUUGACUGGAAGAAGACGCGGCAAGAUGACGUACAAGAUUGCGGAGUUGGCCAAAGCCAAGAAGGAACGACUAGCGAGUCCUGUACGCGCCAAGUCGCGAAGCACAACUCCCAAGUUUGAUAAGAAGCAGCUGACUAUUCCGCAAAUGAUCGCGCCCGUGAAAACAAAUGAGGUUGAGGUGAACAAGGAGUUGGAGAUGGAGAUGGAGAAGAAGGAACUGGAGAUGGAGAUAGAGAAGAAGGAAAGUGAAGUGAAGACUAAAGUUCCGGAAAGUGAAGUUCCGACUGCUAGUCCGGGAGAGUAUGAGGGUGGAGAUGAGGACGAAGGAGAAGAGGAAGAAGAGGAAGAAGAUUUACGGCCUAAAUCGAUUCCUAGGACAGUGAAAAUUAUUGAGCAGCCGGAGCCGGUGUUUAGUGAACGAGCUGAUACGCCUGUACCUGAUGAGACUAGUGAGGAGAAAGUUGUUGUUGUUAAUAAUAAGGAGGGAGAGAAGGAAGUUGAUGAUAAAGUUGAGAGUGUAAAGAUUAAUGAAGCUGAUGAACCUAAGGACCAACCAGUUCAGGUUCAGAUUCAAGGUGCGCGGGAAGAUGAGAGUAAAGUCGCUCCGGAAGUUGAUAAAGUUGUGGAAAAAAUUGUCGAACCAGAGGUUGAAGAGCCUGAGCCGAAGUUGGAAACAGAAGAUUUUAAACAAGUUGAAGAAAAUAAAAAAGAAGAAGAACUGCCGCAGCCGGAGCCAGAGCAGGAACAUCAGCAGCAGCAGCAGCUGGAACCAUUGAAAGAAAUUAAAGAACUCGAGCAGUCUUGCUCGCCGGUUUCUGUUGCGUCCAAAGAAUCCCCAGCUCUGUCUCAUCCUAUCGCUGAAGAAAUCCCGCCGAUGAUUGAAGAAAAACCGAUUAUGAACAUCGAGCAUCGGGAAAUAAUCCACGUGCCGCAGACAGUUUCCGAGGAGAAGCAGCACUCGCCAGAAAGCGGAAAGACGACUCCGCAUCUGGAGAACCCGGGGUCUGUUAAACGCACGCCGCCAUCUCAGCCAGACUUGCCUUCAAUGGGAGUCUACACUCCCGACUCUACGACAAAUUCAGUCCACUCGCUGCACUACGGGCAGUGCGACCUGGACGUCAGUCAACUGGGUCUCGAAUCCCCGACCUCAAUAGCCAGCGAUUUGGCGUCGCAACACAGCGUCGAAAGACCACCGAGUGCUCUGCCGAUGACAACCGUAUCAGCGCCGACUCUCAACUCAAAUCCCAUUCAAAUUCCCCCGCCCUCGUCAGUCUCAAUGUCUCAAGUGCACUACGACUGUUCGAUAUCCCAGCACUCCCCCCACAUGUCAAUCCACCACUCGAUGCAUCAGUCACUCCAGCAGCCGAGGACUCCAUCGAGUAUCCCGACUCAGAGUCCUCAGCCUCUACCACAAUCGCACACUCCCCAGCCCCACCAGUCUCACACCCCCCAGUCCCACACACCUCAGCCCCACACUCCCCAAUCCAUCCCCCAAUCGCACACUCCCCAGCCAAUGCAAUCUCACACACCCCAACCUAUGCCUCAAUCUCACACUCCUCAGCCCAUGCCCCAGUCGCACACACCCCAGCCUCUAGUCCAGACUCACCCCCAAAAUAUUCCCACCCACAGUCCACAGCCGAUGCAGCUGAUGGUUCAGUCGCAGUCGAGUCUCAACAUCCAGCAGCACUCGCCUCAUCAUCACCACCACCAGCAGCAACAGCAGCAGCAGCAGCAGUCUCAGCCUCAACCUCAACCUCAGUCUCAGCCUCAAUCCCAGUCUCAGUCGCAGUCGCAGUCUCACAGCAGCAGCAAGCGCGCCAAUGGUUCUCAGACUCACAGAUCAAGAUCAAAUCAGCAAAGUAGAUCUCAUCGUGCAACUCCACCAGCCUCUCAGAGUCAGCACCUCAGCCAUACAGUGACCCACGGGAGCUCUAUACCGCCUCAGUAUCAACAGACAACCAUGUCCAUACCUCAUCACACCCACUCUCACUCUCAUUCCCACAACAUGGCCGUGAUAUCUCAGAGCAAUUACAUGGCAGUUGCGUCUCAAACCUUUCCAUCGCAAAAUACUUACGUACUUCAACAUCGCGGUGGUAGAUCUGGUGCACCGACACCCUGCACCACAGCCACCAACUUCUACAUUCAAACGAGCGCGAUGCCGCCUCACUCUCACACGCCCUCGCCAUCGCUGACCGGCUCCACGAACCACCAGACCCCCAACUCAUGCAGCCUCGCUAAAUUGCAGCAGCUCACCAACGGCCUGGAAAUGAUUCCACCCACGCCUCCGCCCUCAAUGAAUCUCACACCCCCACCACCGAUUCCCCACACGAUGACCCCGCCACAGAACUCGCGGCAGCUCCCCACUCCUCCGCAAGUUCCUCUGGGGUAUCCCAAAAAUUACUACAACGUAAACUCCGCAGCACCUGGUCCUCCGAGCAGAUCGACCUCCAGGUCCUCAGCCAACGCCAACAUGGCGUCGCUCACCCAGGCCUACCCAUCGGAAAGUCUCUACAGGCAAACUCUCGACCCCACCAGCUCCUGUCCCCAGAUGCAAACCACCGCGACCCGGGUCAGUCCCAACGUCGCACUCAACACAAAUCUCAUGGCAGCCCAGUACGGCUACCGCGUGACCCAGCCGACCUCCGGCUACAUGAACCAGGCGGCUCAGAUCGGGGGAUUCAUGAACCAGGCAGGACAACUUGGUCCCGUUGGUGUCGUAAAUGUACCAGCUCCAUACUCCCAGGAUCCUCAUCAGCAGAAUCCAGUCUACACGACCUACCACGGAUACAUCAACAGCGGGCUCAUGCAGCCACUCAACGGAACCAUGAGGCCGCGAUAAUUUUAAUCUUAUGACUGUCAGCAAUAACCGCUUCAUUUUUUUUACUAUUAUUUAUCUCAACUUGUUGUGUAAAAUAUUUAUAAAUAUUUAUGUAGUCCAAGAUUUUUUCGCGGGUGGAAAAUUUAUUCAGGUUGAGGUUUUUUUUAUUUAAAAUCAACAAAUUAUUAGUAAUCCACCGCACGGCGUUGUACUUUAUUAUGUAAAAUAUAACUCGCUAAUUGUUAAUUAAUUAAUUAAUUAAUUAAUCAGUUAAUUAAUUAAUUAUUGAUGAUAAAUUUAUUUAAAAGUAAUUUAUCUUUAAUUUUAUUUUUAAGUUUUGCUUUUUUUAUGCUUACGACUCAAAUAGAUGCACGUUAUUAUUUAAAUUUAAAUUCAAAUUUGAAUUUGAAUUUGAAUUUAAA